This is a messenger RNA of Gorilla gorilla gorilla (western lowland gorilla), 1109 nucleotides long. RefSeq names its product protein-L-isoaspartate O-methyltransferase domain-containing protein 1-like. Lineage: Eukaryota; Metazoa; Chordata; Mammalia; Primates; Hominidae. Gene Ontology annotation, molecular function: protein-L-isoaspartate (D-aspartate) O-methyltransferase activity. Bases 428 to 973 code for a protein of 181 amino acids. Gene Ontology annotation, biological process: protein modification process. Gene Ontology annotation, cellular component: cytoplasm. The transcript has 2 exons. The record is from RefSeq and is a predicted model, not a curated record.
CCCUGUGCCCGUGGCCCUCUGCGCAUGCCCGGACCCCGGCGGCUCCGGAGUCCGGGAGGCUCUGGCUGCUCCAGUCGCGGGUCCGGGCCCCGCCUCUCCACUCGGCGGUGGCGUCCGUGUUGUUAUUGUGGUGGUAGCGGCGUCUGGCUGCUGCGGACCCCGCCGAGUCCUAGCGCCUGGCCUGCGCGCCGCUGCCCGCGCCACAGGUCCUUUUGGAAUAAAUCACGGGAUUGAGCUUCAUUCAGAUGUGGUGGAAUAUGCCAAGGAAAAACUGGAGAGCUUCAUCAAAAAUAGUGAUAGCUUUGAUAAAUUUGAGUGCUGUGAACCUGCAUUUGUUGUUGGUAAUUGCCUCCAGAUAGCAUCUGACAGUCAUCAGUAUGAUCGAAUUUAUUGUGGAGCUGGAGUCCAGAAAGACCAUGAAAACUACAUGAAAAUAUUACUAAAAGUUGGAGGCAUAUUAGUCAUGCCUAUAGGGGAUCAGUUAACACAGAUUAUGCGAACUGGACAGAACACUUGGGAAAGUAAAAAUAUCCUUGCUGUUUCAUUUGCUCCACUUGUGCAACCAAGUAAGAAUGAUAAUGGCAAACCAGAUUCUGUGGGACUCCCUCCCUGUGCUGUCAGGAAUCUACAGGACUUGGCUCGUAUUUACAUUCGACGCACACUUAGAAAUUUCAUAAAUGAUGAGAUGCAGGCCAAGGGGAUUCCUCAAAGGGCUCCACCCAAAAGGAAAAGAAAGAGAGUUAAACAGAGAAUUAACACUUAUGUAUUUGUGGGUAAUCAGCUUAUUCCUCAGCCUCUAGACAGUGAAGAGGAUGAAAAAAUGGAAGAAGAUAACAAAGAAGAGGAAGAAAAAGAUCACAAUGAAGCAAUGAAGCCAGAGGAGCCACCUCAAAAUUUACUGAGAGAAAAAAUCAUGAAGCUGCCCCUCCCUGAAUCUUUAAAAGCUUACUUGACAUAUUUUAGAGACAAAUAACUUAGAUCAAGAAGAAAGAAUGCCUACUGAUAAUUCCUUUAGUCUUGAAAAUGUAGCAUUUGUUAGGAGUUAAAAGAGAAUUAUUUCUUUCAUCAGAGCAAAUUAUAGUGGAAAAAAAUAUCACUUGUUUCUGUCA